GCCCUCCGCGCGCGCGCGCGUGCGCCCCCUGCAGCCAUGUCCAAGGAGGAGCCCCCCUCCGAGCGGGAGGCGAUCAUGGAGUCCCAGGUGAUGUGGGAGCCCGACAGCAAGAGGAACACGCAGAUGGACCGCUUCCGGGAGGCCGCCGGCGCCGCCUGCGGACGCAGCCUCGCUAAUUACAAUGAAUUAUAUCAGUGGUCGGUGGAGUCAUAUGCUGAUUUCUGGACCGAGUUCUGGAAGUUCAGUGGAAUUGUUUUCUCAUGCUGUUAUGAUGAGGUUGUUGACCUGUCCAAGGGAGUAGCUGAUGUGCCGGAGUGGUUCAAAGGGAGUCGUCUCAACUAUGCAGAAAAUCUCCUGAAACAUAAAGAAAAUGACAAAAUUGCCAUUUAUUCUGCAAGGGAGGACAAAGAGGAAAUUGUCAAAGUGACUUUUGAAGAGUUAAGACAACGUGUGGCUUUGUAUGCUGCGGCCAUGAGGAAAAUGGGAGUGGAAGUCGGAGACAGGGUAGUUGGCUAUUUGCCGAACAGCGUGCACGGCGUGGAAGCGAUGCUGGCCACAGCGAGCGUUGGUGCCAUUUGGAGUUCAACGUCCCCCGACUUUGGCGUGAACGGCGUUCUGGACAGAUUUUCCCAGAUUCAGCCAAAGCUCAUCUUCUCGGUGGAAGCCGUGGUGUAUAAUGGCAAAGAACAUAACCACAUGGAAAAGCUUCAACGUGUUGUCAAAGGGUUGCCGGACUUGAAAAAGGUGGUGGUGAUUCCAUAUGUCAGCCCCAGAGAGACGAUCGACAUUUCCAAGAUUCCCAACAGUGUUUUCCUUGAAGACUUCCUUAUGACUGGAAAAGGAGACCAAGCCCCCCAGCUGGAGUUUGAGCAGCUGCCAUUCAGCCACCCUCUGUUCAUUAUGUUUUCGUCGGGCACAACAGGAGCUCCCAAAUGUAUGGUCCAUUCGGCUGGGGGAACCCUAAUUCAGCAUCUGAAGGAGCACAUUCUUCACGGCAACAUGGCCAGCACUGACAUCAUCCUGUACUACACCACGAUUGGCUGGAUGAUGUGGAACUGGUUAGUGUCGUCACUUGCCACUGGAGCUUCGGUGGUACUGUACGAUGGGUCGCCCCUCGUCCCCUCCGCUAACGUACUCUGGGACUUGGUCGACCGUAUAGGGAUCACUAUUCUUGGAACGGGUGCCAAAUGGCUGGCUGUGUUGGAAGAGAGAAACUUGAAACCAGCGGAAACCAAUAAUCUUCAGACCUUGCACACGAUCCUGUCAACGGGGUCCCCGCUGAAAGCCCAAAGCUACGAGUACGUCUACAGGCACAUCAAGAACGGCGUCCUCCUAGGAUCCAUCUCAGGUGGCACCGACAUCAUCUCCUGCUUUAUGGGUCAGAAUGUCGCGAUCCCGGUGUACAAAGGAGAGAUCCAGGCCAGAAACCUCGGCAUGGCGGUGGAGGCCUGGAACGAGGAAGGAAAACCGGUCUGGGGAGAAAGCGGUGAGCUGGUAUGCACUAAACCAAUGCCCUGUCAACCCACCCACUUCUGGAAUGAUGAAAAUGGGAGCAAAUACAGGAAAGCUUAUUUCUCUAAAUAUCCAGGUGUGUGGGCCCAUGGUGACUACUGCAAGAUAAAUCCCAAGACUGGAGGAAUCCUUAUGCUUGGCCGAAGCGAUGGCACACUAAACCCAAAUGGAGUCAGGUUUGGCAGUUCUGAAAUCUAUAACAUUGUGGAGGCUUUUGAAGAAGUGGUGGACAGUCUCUGUGUCCCCCAGUACAACAAGGAUGGAGAGGAGCGGGUGAUCCUGUUUCUGAAGAUGGCCUUGGACCACACGUUCAGCCAGGAUCUGGUGAAGAGGAUCAGGGAUGCCAUCCGCGUGGGCCUCUCCGCCCGGCACGUUCCCAGCCUCAUCCUGGAAACCAAGGGCAUCCCGUAUACAAUUAAUGGCAAGAAAGUGGAAGUUGCCGUGAAGCAGGUUAUUGCAGGAAAGUCGGUGGAACAGCGCGGAGCUUUCUCAAACCCCGAGUCGCUGGACUUAUACCAAAAUAUUCCUGAGCUUCAGAAUUUCUGAAUGGGGCCAGUUUGCACAUCUGUCUGCUGCACAUGCCUGUACAUAGGGUUAUUGUAUGUUCCCAAAACUUUUAUUUAAAUACUGAGGGUUCUUUUAAAAUGAAAUUUUAAUGAAGUGCUUUAUAAAAGUCUCGGGGAAAAUCAUGUUUCUUUUAUCUGUAUAAUAUACCGAAUAUAUGAUCCUUUGGCAGCCUGGGAUAUGAUCCUGAUGUUCUGUGUGAAGGGGAACCAUUGGGUUUUGCUUUGAUUUCUGCAUAUUUUAAGUCUGUGUUCACAUGCAGGCCUAUUCAAUACAAAAAAUCCUUAGUUGUGUAUUGGGAGCUGCAUAUCUAUACACUCCAUCUUAAUACAAAUCUCUGUACAUUCAGCUCUGUGGGGAUGGAUGUGUGCUUAUGUGUAUUUGUGUGUAUGUAAUAUCUUUCCUAAUAUAGCUGGAUACUGCAGCCUGACAAACCAGUGCUACAAAAACCAGGAAAAAACUUUCCAGUUUACAGAAGGAUUCUACUGUUUAAUAGGAUUUUAAAAAGAUUACCUCUUAACAAAUUUUGAUUUUUUUAAAUGUCAUUAGUCUGAGUAAGGGUCAAGUGGGAAGUUUCCCUGGAGCCCAGAUCGGAGAUAGCGAGUACUCCUUCUGAAUGUUGUGCUUAGCCUUUGGAAUUGGUUGACUCCAUCACUUGUUCCAACUGGAUCCUGAGAGGCUCGGCCAGCCUGAAGCCUGAAAGACUCUUCAUGUCCUCGAAGAUUCAAUUUAUGACAUGACAUUCUUAUGUGUUCUGAGUAAGCUAAUUCUUGAUGAUUCAGUUUGUGACAUCAUUAUGGGUUCCAAGGAAGUGAAUUCUUGGGUUGGAUUUUCAUAUCGAAGUUAGAAUUAUGUCGUACGAGCACUUGUGAAGUGAGUCCCAAGUUGUAUAGUCAAACAGCCUGUAUAGUUGAUAUUUCACAAAUCCCAAAGUUAAUUUUUGUAUUGCUUUGUUUUUUUUUUAAAAGAAAACCACUAAAGCCAUGUUCCAAGUGAGAAAUGCCUUCUUUUGAGUCCUUUCCUUUUCCA
Messenger RNA from Tachyglossus aculeatus (Australian echidna), 3105 nucleotides. It is a transcript of the gene AACS, whose product is annotated as acetoacetyl-CoA synthetase. Lineage: Eukaryota; Metazoa; Chordata; Mammalia; Monotremata; Tachyglossidae. Gene Ontology annotation, molecular function: acetoacetate-CoA ligase activity. The record is from RefSeq and is a predicted model, not a curated record. Gene Ontology annotation, biological process: lipid metabolic process; positive regulation of insulin secretion. The transcript is spliced from 18 exons. Bases 37 to 2058 code for a protein of 673 amino acids. Gene Ontology annotation, cellular component: cytosol.